GCGGCGAGCGGCGCGCGGAGGCGGCGGCCGGUCGGGCGGUCGGAGGCCGGCGGCGCAGUCAGGAAGUGACAAGCCGGUUUCCUCCGGAGCCGCGGGACCCGCGCUCGGCGCCGCGGGGAGGUGCGCGGCGGCGGCGGCGGCGGCGGGGUCCGCCCGGAGCGCACGGGAGCGGCCGAUGGGGCGCCGCUGCUGACCUGCCCCUGGGAGGCGCCCGCCCGGGGCCGCGCCCCGCGCCUGAGGCCCUGCCAUGGUGAUGAUCCUGAGGAAGAGCCUCGAUGCCCAGGCCCCCGACGCCGACCCGGUGGCCAGCAGGUGCUUCGACUCUGAGCCGCGCCCGCCGGAGAAGAUGAGCCACGGCCCGACCCUGUUCUCCUGCGGAGGGAUGGAAAAUGACAGAUGGCGCGACCUGGACAGGAAGUGUCCCCUCCAGAUGGACGCGCCGAGCGCCGGCCUCUGGGAGCGCCUGCCCGCGCGGUGCCCGGACGGCGCGCUGUGGCCCCCGGAGGCGGCCUCCGCGGGCACCGUGACCAGCCUCAUCCGGGACCUCAGCCUCAGCGACCGCCGCGGGACCCCCUCCGCGCCGCCCAGCAAGCGCCAGUGCCGCUCCCUGUCCUUCUCCGACGGGCUGUCCGGCGGCCGGCCGUCCUGGCGGCCCCUGGGCUCCCGCGUCUGGACGCCCGUGGAGAAGCGGCGCUGCCUGAGCGGGGGCAGCGUGCCCCGCGCGGCCGGCCCGGGCCCCGUGCAGCGCAGCUCCAGCUUCAGCCUGCCGUCCCGGCCCGCCGCCCGCGCCUCGCCCGCCUCGCCCGGCGACCCCGCCGCCUCGCCCCGCCGCCCGGGGGGCCAGGCCGGCCCGGGGGACCCCUGGAGCCCGGGCCGGGGCCCCGCGGGCGGGCGGCUGGACAUGCAGCGCUCCCGGUCCUGCUCCCACGAGCAGUUCGCCUUCGCCGAGCUCUCGGCCUGCAGCUCGCCCGCCUCCACGCCCAAGCUGGCCCGGCGCCCCGGCGGGCUGGCCCGCAGCCGCUCGCAGCCCUGCGUCCUCAGCGACAGGAAGGCGGGCGUCAAGCGGCGGCGCCCCGAGGAGGGGCCUGAGCCGAGGCCCUCCCUGGACCUGGCCAAGAUGGCGCAGAACUGCCAGGCCUUCAGCAGCCUCAGCCUGAGCUCCGGGAUGGAGGACCGCGCCCCCCACAGCCCCUUCGCCCUGCACGUCGGCAGCACCAGGGCCUGGGCCGCCCUGUUCUCGGCCGCCGGGCCCGGGGGCAGGACUCCCGCCGGGACCCCGGUGCCGGAGCCGCCCGCCCCCUCCGUCGACGCCCUGGCCUGCACGGAGGAGCUGUGCUGGGAGGAGGCGGAGGGCGGCGCCCCGGGGGACGGCUGCGGCCGGCGGGGGGAGCCCGCCCCCGCCUGGCGGGACCGAGGGGCGCAGAGCAGCCCCUGCUCCCUGGACGGCGAGCUGGACAUCGAACAGAUAGAGAAUAACUGAGCGGCCGGCGGGCGGGCGCUGGAGGCGGAGCCCACUCCCGGCCUCAGAAGGCGUCCAGGAAGGAGCCGGGUCCCAGGAGCGCCCCUCCUCCCCGGAGGCUGCUGCCCGGAGACUCCGGCCCGGUGCAGAACAGAGCCGGGCCCUCACCGGCGCAGCCACGGCCUCGGGCCACAAGACACGGGCCCCACGCGUCCCAGGCGCCCGCCGGGCACUCCUCCCCGCUCUGCCUGGGGCCUGUGGGGCUCAGGCCCCCCGGGGUGUCCGGUCCCUCGGCCUCCAGCUCAGGUUCCUCUCCCUCAGUCUCACUCUGUGCCUUGCCUCCCGGCCCGCAGGCUGGGAAGGCUCAGGCGGCACCUCCUCCUGCAGCACAGACCGGAGCGGCCUUCCUUCCGAGUGAGAGACGGGCCAGGGAACAGCCUGGGUGCCCGGCAGAGGCCAUCGGGUGGGGCAGACGUGGGCGCAAAGACAGACCCGCUCACCUCGCCGUGUGCGGCCAGCCUGGCCCGGGCUCCCGGCCACUCGGACCCGCCCCACGGGGUUGACGGGGGCAGCUGUUCCCCAUGCCGCCAUCACUGGGGCGGCUUAGCUGAUCAGGAUCGGAGAGAUGGCACCGUGGGAGGGCAGCCUCUUGGAAACGCCCUCAGGAGGCGGGAGGGCGAGUAGGUGCCCACGCCAGGCCCGUGUCCAGGUCAGGGUGCGGUGUCGCUGGCCGCUCUGGGGCCUGGCUGAGGCCGGCACAGCCCCCUGUGGGAUUCCAGGCGCCUGCUCAGGGUGGGGGGCAUUCCCUGGGGCUGUAACCAGGGCGCCCCGUCCACCAGGGGCGGAGCCCGCCGCUCGGCGGUGGGAGGGGAGGGUGCUCAUUGCCACCUCCUUGCCGCAGCCCUGCCCCGGGCACAGAGCUCCAGGCACACGCACACCCCCUGCUCCUUCCCUCCCGCCCCCCGCUCCUCGAACCCUGCUCCUUGCCCUGACAGCCCUGGUGACGGCGAGGAGCCUGCCCCCUGAGACUUCACCCCGCCGCCCAGCUCGGCCAGCUGCAGACGACCGUGUGGCUGUUGGCAUCGGUCCUUAACGCCCUGGCACCUCCGCACAGCCACCGGGUGGGCUUGGGAGCCCUGGCUCCUCUUCCCGCAGCUAAGAGCAGCCGGUGCGGGCGCCCCGGGUUCCUGGUGGGAUCAGGCAGGGCCUCCCCCACAGCUCACCGCCCCGAGGACAGGCCCCGGAGCCCCACACCCUCAGUUUCCAUCGGAAGAGGUGGCGCAGGCCCGGGCGAACAGGCGGCUUUUCAGCAAAUGGCCGGGACGCUGGCAGAGCCCGGCCGUGGCCGUGGUGCUGGGACCCGGCUGGAGCAUGAUGGGGGGCGGGCUGGGGGAUGGGGAGGGGCGCAUCCCUCGGGGCGUGGAGACCAGAGCUGGAGGCUCAGGGUCGAUGAGCACAUCUCGCCCGUCCCCUCCAGGCGGGUGUGGGCGCCCCUGUUCUCGGCGGAAACCCACGAAGGCUGGGCCGCGGUCAGGUCACCGGAAGGCACCUGCCUUAGAGACCACGUGCUCCGUGUCCUCCCAGCCGGUGGGAGGCAGGGCUGGGCCCACCGCUCGAAGGCAGUCCCUCCUGGGAAGGAGAAGCCCGUCUCCCCGUCCACACAGCAGGCGCCCACGGCGAGGGGGCGGGGGCUGAGCCGGGCUGGGCAGCGGCCCCUGGUGCCGCUCCUGGGCCGGAGGAGGGGCCAUGUCGGGGUGGGGGCUGUCUCAGGGCUGCAGUGCAGGUGACCUCAGAGCCCUCCUCCCCCGUGCCCCGCAGUCCGCCCGCCAGGGGGCUGCUGGGAAGAGGGACUCCAGGCCCGGCAGGCUGGCCCUCUCCCGGCUCCUGGGCCCUUGGGACUGUGCUGCUCAGAAGCUCCUGGCCACACCCACACCGCAGCCGCUUGGGGAGGGAUGGCCCUGUCCCUUCUCAGAGGAGACAGCCUUGGGCUGGUUGUGUAUUUGGUUGGAGAGGGCAGGCUUCUAGAAGGUUCUGCACCUGCCCGGAGAGGCCCGUCUGCCCCCCCCCCUCUGGUCCUGGAGGGAGGCCCCGCUGACCUCGCCCCGCCCGAGCCUCCCUCGGCCGAUGCCCAUGGCCGCCUGCUCCGCGGGCACAGGGAGGAGGGCGGCUGCCGGGCCUGCGGGACAGAGCCGGGUUCUGGGGGGCGGCGGGUGGGGAGAGGCCCCUCUCACCCAGAGCAGCGCCCGCCCCAGCCGCCGGGCUCACGGCCGGCCUGGUGAACCUGCCCGCCCGGCCCGGCGGGCGCCGCCGGCCUCACGUUUACAUGCCGCCAUCUCUUGCCUUACUCCCGUGGCCGGCCCACGGCACACAGGGCCUGGCCACCGAGCUUCUGACCACACACACUUCCGCCCUCAGAAAGCCUUACUUUUCAACAAGAUUUUUGUAGCAGGAAAGUUUCGUGGAUUUGUAUCCGGAGGAAAAUGCCAAUAGAGAAGCCACGUGAUCAAACCAAA
Pipistrellus kuhlii (Kuhl's pipistrelle) is the source of this 3972-nucleotide messenger RNA. RefSeq names its product family with sequence similarity 53 member B (gene FAM53B). The coding region runs from base 248 to 1480 and encodes 410 amino acids. Gene Ontology annotation, biological process: positive regulation of canonical Wnt signaling pathway; protein import into nucleus. The record is from RefSeq and is a predicted model, not a curated record. Lineage: Eukaryota; Metazoa; Chordata; Mammalia; Chiroptera; Vespertilionidae. Gene Ontology annotation, cellular component: nucleus. The transcript is spliced from 5 exons.